This is a messenger RNA of Penicillium digitatum Pd1, 201 nucleotides long. Lineage: Eukaryota; Fungi; Ascomycota; Eurotiomycetes; Eurotiales; Aspergillaceae. The record is from RefSeq and is a predicted model, not a curated record.
AUGAAUCCAGAUUCUCGUAGCCAACCGCGCGAGGAGCAAUCGCCAGGCAGUCUGAAUUGCAACAGGGGGAGGAUACGUGCCUUGAUCCAGACCAGUGAUGGAGAGAGACACUAUUUCUCCGGCACUGUGAGCACUGAUCUAUGUCUUAUGGUCAACAAUGCUCAGCCUGCCCCAUCACCAGCUCCACUUGAGUAUCUCUAG